AUGGCCGCCAUGAAGACCCUGCCAACUCGUCCGCUAGGGCGCACCGGGCCUCUUGUCCCUCGACUCGGACUAGGCCUGAUGGGUGCCAGUGGUACUUAUGGAGCUGCUUCCUCCGACGCAGACAGAUCUGCCCUUUUAGAUGAGGCAUACAAGAGGGGAGAACGCUUCUGGGAUACUGGCAAGUACCCGGCAGCAUCCGACAAGUACGGCGACUCCGAGGACCUCCUGGGAAAAUGGUUCACCGCAAACCCUGAGAAGCGAGAGGACAUUUUCCUUGCCAGCAAAUUCGGUAUCCGCCCGGCUCCAGACACUCCCUGGGGGUUCACCAUCGACUCAACCCCCGAGUACUGUCGAUCGGCCCUCGAUGCAUCUCUGCGACGUCUUGGCCUGCCAUUCAUCGAUCUUUACUAUGUUCACCGCCUUGACAAGAAGACACCAAUCGAACUGACUAUGCGGACGAUGGUGGAGCUGAAAAACGCCGGCAAGAUCAAGAACAUUGGGCUGAGCGAAUGCAGCGCCGAGUCCCUGCAGCGCGCACACGCCGUGCAUCCGAUUACCGCCGUUCAGGUCGAGUACAGUCUAUUUUGCACCGAGAUUGAGUCGCCACAGAGACGAUUGCUGGAGGUUGCGCGGGAGUUGGGCGUCGCAAUCGUGGCAUACAGCCCGCUUGGGAACGGGUUCUUGACUGGGAAGCUUCGCUCGCGUGAGGACGUCAGCAAGCCUGGUGAUUCGCGUGGCUUCCUGCCGUGGUUGAGUGAGGACAAUAUCGAGAAGAACGUGGCUGUUGUUGAUAAGAUUGCUGAGAUGGCUAAGGUAAAGGGUAUCACGACACCUCAGCUUGCGCUUGCUUGGUUGCUGGCGCAGGGUGAUGAUAUAUUUCCCAUUCCGGGAUCUUCGAGGGUCCAGCGAUUGGAAGAGAAUCUGAACAGCAUGUUUGUUUCUUUGUCGAAGGAGGAGGAGAACCUUCUUCGUGAGUACGCAGACGGCGUUGUUGGUGAUCGAUUCCAGAGCAAGACUGGGUACGAUUUUGGAGACACUCCUACUCUGGAGGAGUAG
Penicillium atrosanguineum is the source of this 1056-nucleotide messenger RNA. RefSeq lists its product as uncharacterized. NCBI's taxonomy places the organism in Eukaryota, Fungi, Ascomycota, Eurotiomycetes, Eurotiales, Aspergillaceae. The record is from RefSeq and is a predicted model, not a curated record. Gene Ontology annotation, cellular component: cytoplasm. The transcript is spliced from 2 exons. The coding region runs from base 1 to 1056 and encodes 351 amino acids.